UGCCCUUUAGGAUUUCCCAAUGUAAUUGGGUGCAUUGAUGGCACCCAUAUUCCCAUCAUCGCUCCUUCCCAAAAUGAGGCCGAUUAUGUCAAUCGGAAGUCCAUCCACAGCAUUAAUGUGCAGAUCAUAUGUGAUGCUGCACACAUAAUUACAAAUGUGGAGGCUAAGUGGCCCGGCUCGGUUCAUGACUCACGGAUAUAUCGUGAGUCAUCUCUGAGCAACAGAAUGGGCCAAGGAGAGAUCGAUGGCCUGCUGCUGGGUGAUAGGGGUUACCCGUGCCAACCUACACUCAUAACCCCUUACCCAGAACCUGAGCCAGGCCCCCAGCAGCACUUCAAUGUGGCACACAACAGGACAAGAUCCCGGGUGGAGAUGACCAUAGGCCUGUUGAAAUCACGUUUCCAGUGCCUACGCCACCUCAGGGUGACCCCUGAAAAGGCUUGUGACAUUAUUGUGGCAUGUGUUGUUCUUCAUAAUAUUGCCAUUAUUAGAGGGGAGCAACACCCUGCCCUACAAAUUCAAGACCCUGAGGAAGACCUCAUACACCAUGGGGAUUUCCAGGAUGGAAGGGUGGUCAGAGACCUCAUAUGCCGCAAUGUCUUUGGACACUAAUGAACCACACCAACACAGGACUGUUAAAUAAACUCAAUUUAAUCACAUGUCAUUUGGUCUUCUUUCUGUCCUACAAAUACAAAAGCAACAGUUAUGUUUCCUAUAAGGUUGUAAGACUGUUCCAUUACUUUGUACACCCACCUCUAGUUUGUGCCUAAGGAGCUCAAUUUCCAAAUCUGUUUUUAGGAUCUGACGGUCCAAGUACACAAGUUCCUUAUCUGUCUUUUGUAAUUGUUUUAUGAGAUGAAGCUUAUAUAGCUCCUUAACUGGCAACUGAAAAACACAAGACUGAGGUUAUAUGUUGGAGUUCUAAAAAAGUCUGCAGAUUCAAACAAUGGCAUUUACUGAACAUUACUGAACUGAGUUUAUCUGUGUGUCAGAAUUUGAUGGACCCUCCUCCU
Molecule: messenger RNA, 1013 nt
Organism: Triplophysa rosa
Lineage: Eukaryota; Metazoa; Chordata; Actinopteri; Cypriniformes; Nemacheilidae
Product: putative nuclease HARBI1
Exons: 3
Source: RefSeq, a predicted model, not a curated record